Molecule: messenger RNA, 2410 nt
Organism: Schizosaccharomyces japonicus yFS275
Lineage: Eukaryota; Fungi; Ascomycota; Schizosaccharomycetes; Schizosaccharomycetales; Schizosaccharomycetaceae
Product: homeobox transcription factor Phx1
Exons: 1
Coding region: 371-2263 (630 amino acids)
Cellular component (GO): nucleus
Molecular function (GO): RNA polymerase II transcription regulatory region sequence-specific DNA binding; DNA binding
Source: RefSeq, a predicted model, not a curated record
UCGCAAAAAAUCGCGUUUGCCGAAACCUUAGUUUCAACAUACCACGCUACUGCAAAACUAAAAUUCGCCCAAUUGCUGCUAAACGAAUCAACGGAACACUGAAAACGAGGCGUUUGCAGGGUCCGCAGGGCAUUUUUUGUUUUUUUGAUUUUAUCCGAAAAGAAUUGACCGGUUUUUGAGAGUUUUGAGCGGCUUCAUUAAAAAACAAAACUCCAUGUUUCUUUCAGUUAAAUUGUUCGAUUACAUUGAAGAUUGGACUUACUUCAUCUCAUAACAGUGGAAUUUUUUUCUGUUCUGCACUGUAACUGAAGAAUUGUACUAAUUUUCUUGUUUUGACUAGCUUUGAGUUUAUUUUUCGGUCCACAAUUGGAUGAAGAAUAUGCAGUUUCCCUCACCUAGUCACAAUGUUUAUGGGUUACAAGAUGGUUCUACGCAAGUACCUGAUCCUAAAAGCGGACAAUUUGUCAGCGAGUUGCCGCUCCAGUCGCAGCAAAUUACUUUUGACGACGGCCAGCGAAAGAAGAAAAAGCAUAAACUGACACCACAGCAAUCAGGUAUCCUCACACGUGAAUUUGAGGCUGACAGGCAUCCCUCUAUGGAAAGGCGAAAGUACCUUGCUGAGUUUUGCCAUCUCCCCAAGAAAACAAUUGACGUUUGGUUUCAAAAUCAACGAGCCAAAUUAAAGGCUCGAACAAGACAAGAGGAGGCUAAAGUACAAGAAAACUUUUUCCUCAAUCCGAAACUGGCAAUAAUCGCAGGCUCUAAUUUUGGAGACAUGAAUAAAGAGGCCGCAACGAGAAUGGUAAGUGCACCACAAGAAGCAUCGGCUUCAGUUCAGGUUAGUGGAGGUAAAAUACUUGAAGGAGACGAUGGUUUGGCAGCGUUUCCCUGCAAGUUAUUACUUAUUGGCGAAUGGAAACGGUAUCAAGCUACACAGGAUGACAUUUCUUGCUAUUAUUCGACACGAAAGGCAUUUAUUGUUUAUAUACUUCGUUAUCGUGAAGUUGAAUAUGGAAUCAAGGUACCUUUCUCAACAAUUGAAUCCAUUCAUGUAAAUAUGGCUUCAAGCAUAGAGCUAAAUCCUGAAAAACAAAAAGCUUUAAAGCAAUCACCUUCGCAAGAAUCACCCCUAUGGCUUCAGCUUAUCAUCCAUCUUUCUGUGCCCCCGCAAUUCUUUGCAACGGUUAACUUUCAACGGCAACAAUGUAUGGACUUUACAGAGGGUCAACAAGCAUCUCGUAUUUUGAUCCAUUCUUUGUAUGGUGAAUUUCAGCCGACUUUUCGCGUAAUUGAGGACAUAAAAGAGCGUUCACCAGAGCUGGGUUCGGUCAUUUACUAUUCAAAAGCAUUAUUACAUUCACAUGCAAUAUCUACCGGUACUUUAGGGGAAUCUGCGAAACAAAUGUCUCCGAUUGGACAAAAUAAAGAAGCUACAACAAGUGCACCAGCACCUAUGAUGAGAGAAACGACAGCUCCUGCUCAACCCGACGUUUCAUUCGAUGGUAAUCAUCAUUUAAAAAGUUAUCCCCAAAAUCGGGGCUUCGCUUCUGUCGCAGCACAAAAUCAAGGUUAUAUGCCUCAUGAGUACGCGGGAGCAAUGCCGCCAAAUUACAAUAUUGCUCGUCAGCAAAAGCAGCCGUCGGUCGGUGCACUCCAGUCUUUUCCUCCCACUAGUCAAGAGAAUUUUGCUCAAAUGGAAGUGCCAUUGAUGGGUGAAACUCCUUUCUUAGCUGCUUUUGUCCCUCCUACUGGAACAGAAGCCGAAGACAUGUAUGAUGGUUUUCCGACAACGACAGCGACAGCACCAAACGAAUCUACCCCACAGUUGCCUAUUUCGCAAAUUCCUUUCUCGUCCGAUGCACAUCUGUUGGCGGUUCCGGAAUGGAAUGUAGAGGAUCUUGCAGCAUUUCGAGACACGGGUAAUGAACAGCCUGUGGCCUACCCCUCGUCAUUUCCUGCAAAUGCGCCUGAUGGGCAAGAGUAUACAUCGUACGGACUGAACCAUAGUUCGCCUGCAGACAUCUCAAUGAUCCCUCAUCAACUUGAUCCAGCCCAAUUUGAAGGACAUCCACCAAAUGUCUCUUCUCAUCCUGCCCAAGCGCCCUCCAAUUAUUCGUUUUCCACAUUUGGUGCUCAUCCUUCACAAAGAAUGAACCCUGCAACCUCAUUGGAUUCUGCAAGUACUGCUUUUCCAAAUCAACAACCAUCCUCCGAACAUCUUACGUACCGAAACAAACAGAACCCGAACCCGUAUUUUCCCUAAACCUUUAGAGAACGUUUCUUUUUUUUUUUGAGUGUGGCCUCCCUUUUUCUUGAGUAGAAUCCGGUUACUGUUCCUUAUUUUUCAUGUUUAAAUGUAAUCUUAUGUAUAUAGUUAUGAAUAAUAUUUUCCUUAUCUCUGAACUUUCAA